GAGCCAGCGGCGCGGCGCGGCACAAGGCCUCGCCGCCGCCGCCGCCUCCUCAGAACCAAAGGACAGUCUGGCAGUGCCCCAGGAACAGACUUGACAUUGUGGUGCCCUGAUUCUCUUUUUUUUCAUAAACAGAUGAUUGAGAAUUAACACACUUAAUGCAAACAAUGUCUGUUCAAGAUUUUAAAUUUUUUAUUAUUCAAUUAUGUAUUUUCUAGGGUAUCACAUUUGUAAAUUCACAAGGCAACUGAAUGAUAUUAGAUAGCACAGACCUACUUCUGCUUUAAUUUUGACAAAGCCGCUUCCUAAACUUUGGACCUAGUUUGUGUGAAUAGUGAGAUGCAGUGCUUUAUUCCUGACCAUUUUCUCCCUAUAAUUAAGUGCUCUUUUUCCUUAGCAGGGAACAUAUUUAUGUAGAAGAUGGCUUUUUGGGGUCGUCAGAUACGCAUAUGGCACUUGUCACUGAAAACAAGUAGUAGUGCUAAUUCUGUUCAGCAACUGAGAAAAACUCACAGAACGUGGAUGCAGUUGCAUGAGCUUUCAGUUCUAUCUUUCCUGUGCACUGAUAAUCACUUUCUUCAGCGUGGAUUGAAGACCUACAGAUCUGUAUUUUUGGGGAGCCGUUUACAGUCCACCAACUUAAGUAAUGGACAGAUACUUUCUGAAGAAACAAACUUUCUUUCUCCAGUAAACCACUACCAGCAGCAAGCAGAAGUAAUACCCAGCUCAGAUACAAAAACAUUAUAUGAAGUUUGGGAAGAUACACCACCUUCAUCUGCUUUGGAGGAAAUCUCUGAAGAAGAAGCUGUGCAGAUUGUAGCUGAGCCACCCCUUCCCCUUGGUUCUUUCACACUUCGAGAUUAUGUUGAUCGUUCAGAAACUCUGAGCAAGUUAGUGCUUUUGGGAGUUGAUUUGUCCAAAGUGGAAAAACGUCCAAAUGCAGGCCAACUCCUACUGAGACUGGAUUUUGAAAAAGAUAUAAGAAAAAGGCUUUUGUUUCUUAAGGAUGUGGGUGUAGAAGAUAAUCAGCUGGGGCCAUUCCUGACCCAAAAUCCAUACAUUCUUGCUGUAGACAUGGAGGCGCUAGAGACAAGAGUAGCUUACCUAAAAUCAAAAAAAUUUGGUAAGGAAGCGGUUGCACGGAUGGUCUCGAGAGCUCCGUUUUUACUGUCCUUUUCAGUGGAAAGAUUGGAUAAUAGAUUGGGUUUCUUCCAAAAAGAACUUGGACUAAGUGUGCAAAAGACCCGGGAUUUAGUAGUUCGUCUUCCAAGGCUACUGACUGGCAGUCUUGAGCCUAUAAAAGAAAAUUGGCAGGCAUGCCAGGUUGAACUUGGUUUUCGGCGUAAUGAAAUUCAGCAUAUUGUAUCUAAAAUCCCCAAGAUUUUAACUGCAAACAAAAAGAAGCUUACAGAAACUUUUGACUACCUACACAAUGUAAUGGGCAUUCCCCACCACAUCCUUACAAACUUCCCUCAAGUUUUCAAUUCAAAGCUAUUACGAUGUCAAAGAAAGACAUAUGUUUCUUACAUUUUGGGAAGAGCACAGUAUGACCCAGCACAGCCCAGCUACAUCUCUCUGGACAAACUAGUAUCCCAUGCCCGAUGAGGUGUUUGUACAGAGGUUGCCAAGGCCUCAGUAAAGGACUUUGAAAAAUUCUUAAAAACACUUUAAUUAGUAACACAUGUAAAAAGAGAGAGAAUGUUAUGAAAUAAAUGUAUUUUACAAAAACUGCUCUUUCUUCUGUCCCUUAACUGCUUAUUUACUGGUUUAAAAAGUUAUUGCUUAUGAAAUUACUGCAAUGUGUAAGGAUAAAGACAUAUCUUUUAAAUUGAUUUAAAAUAUGGAUUUCUUAAUGGAAAAGGGUUAAGCAAAUGUAUGUAUAAUUAUUGACGUAAUUCUUGAAAUGAAAUCCUAAUUUUCAUUCAUGAUUGGCAAUGCAGCCAAUUAAAAACAUAAACUUAUAAAGCAUGUUAAAAUUGAUUUUUUGCUACUUUUUCACCUACAGUUUGUUUCAAUAUAUUGUAAGAUGAAAAACUGA
This is a messenger RNA of Dermochelys coriacea (leatherback sea turtle), 2035 nucleotides long. RefSeq names its product mitochondrial transcription termination factor 3 (gene MTERF3). NCBI's taxonomy places the organism in Eukaryota, Metazoa, Chordata, Testudines, Dermochelyidae. Gene Ontology annotation, biological process: regulation of DNA-templated transcription; mitochondrial ribosome assembly. The record is from RefSeq and is a predicted model, not a curated record. The transcript has 8 exons. Bases 418 to 1602 code for a protein of 394 amino acids. Gene Ontology annotation, cellular component: mitochondrion. Gene Ontology annotation, molecular function: double-stranded DNA binding.